Brugia malayi is the source of this 774-nucleotide messenger RNA. RefSeq names its product putative 29.7 kDa protein C05D11.5 in chromosome III, putative. NCBI's taxonomy places the organism in Eukaryota, Metazoa, Nematoda, Chromadorea, Rhabditida, Onchocercidae. The record is from RefSeq and is a predicted model, not a curated record. Bases 1 to 774 code for a protein of 257 amino acids. Gene Ontology annotation, molecular function: hydroxypyruvate isomerase activity. The transcript has 8 exons. Gene Ontology annotation, biological process: glyoxylate metabolic process.
AUGCGUGUCGCUGCUAAUUUAACGAUGAUGUUUCAUGAGAUGGAUAUGCUACAAAAAUAUGGAAGAGCAGCUGUACUUGGUUUUCAACUUGUUGAAGUAUCGUUGCCAUAUGGAUGGCCAGCUGAGGAAUUGCUACAUCAAGCCGAACGUUAUCAUCUCAGACAUAUUCUUAUUAAUGCACCCGCUGGUAAUUGGUCUGAAGGUUUUCGUGGUCUUGCAGCGCUUCCAGAGCAAACAUCCAAGUAUAUAGAAUCUUUGGAUAUCGCAAUUCAAUAUGCAAAAACGUUAAAUGUGCAAAAGGUCCACGUAAUGGCUGGUAUAGCUGAAGAAACGAAUGAGAACUUCGAUGUUUAUGUUAAGAAUAUUCGUUUGGCUUGUCAACAAUUUAGAAAGGAAUCAAUAAUUUGUCUUAUUGAACCGAUCUGCCAAGCUGCCAUUCCUGGCUAUUUCAUGAAUUCCUAUUCGAAAGCUGUAAAAGUUCUAAAGGAAAUCAACGAACCGAACUUGCAGAUCAUGUUGGAUAUAUUUCAUGUUCAACAAAUUUGUGGUCAGCUUACCACUACUAUUGAAACACUGGCACCUUUUGUAGGACAUGUUCAAGUAGCUCAAGUACCAGGUCGUCGUGAACCAGAUACAGAUGGUGAAAUAAAUUAUAGUUAUGUGUUUGACAUACUGAAGAAAUUUGGUGACUGGGAUGUCGGUUGUGAAUAUAUGAGUAGUGGAAGCGAUCAUCAAUACUUCCAAUGGGUACAUCGUUAUGGGCUUACAUUCUGA